AAACUCCUUGGCAAGUGCGCCUCACAUUCACGUACAGUCAAAGAGAAAAUGCAAAGAAAGAAGAGCGAGGCUCAUCGCAUUCACACUGCAGCAGGCACCAAUAAACUAUCUACUUGAGAGUUGAGAUCUCAGAUCUACAAAACCGAAGCACUCUAGGCGGAUCUAUAGAAAGGCGACAUUCAACAGAUCGGGCAGAGCAACCGAACUAUGGCUUCUCUGAUCAACGAAGCAGCAGCCAGUUCUUCAUCUUCUGCUCUCCCACUUUCUUCUACUGAUCACCAAAAUCAUUACACAUACGAGGUCUUCCUGAGUUUCCGAGGCGAGGAUACGCGCUAUGAUUUUACAGAUCAUUUGUACAACGCUUUGUGUCUGAGGGGAAUUAAGACCUUCAGAGAUGAUAAGCUUAGCAGAGGAGAAGACAUAUCACAAGAGCUCCUCAAAGCAAUUGACGAGUCCAGAGUUUCAAUCGUCGUCUUCUCUCAAAAUUAUGCUUCCUCAAGGUGGUGCUUAGAUGAACUGGUCAAGAUACUUGAAUGCAGAGAAUCCAAAGGCCAGAAGUUUAGAGCUGUUUUCUACAAGGUGGCUCCUUCAGAUGUACGACACCAAAUAGGUGCUUUCGGUGACGCAUUUGCAACACUUGAUCAAUUUUACAAGGAUAGCAUGGAUAAAUGGAAGGCAGCUCUCAAGGAAGCAGCAGAUUUGUCUGGAUGGACUUUUGAGUAGGGCCGGUACGAGACUGAAUUUAUCAAAGAAAUUGUUGAGGAUUUGUUCGCCCAAGUAAUAAAUCCUUCAUGUGAGCUGCACGUUGCUGAUCAUCCAAUUGGCUUAGAGUCUUGUAGACAAGAGGUCAACAAACUUUUAGAUGCCGAGGAGAAUAACAUGGUUGGCAUAUGGGGGCCUGGUGGAAUAGGAAAGACCACAAUUGCAAAAGCUGUGUUUAAUUCAAUUCGCCAUAAGUUUGAAACUAGUUGUUUCUUGGCAGAUGUUGGAUCUAAUUCAAAUGGCCGAGCACAACUGCAAGAGAGACUUUUGCAUGAUGUUUUAAGGGACUCAAAUUUGAAGGUGAGCAGUGUUGAUCAGGGAGUCAGUUUUAUAAAGGAAAGAAUGCAAGAUAAAAAAGUUCUCUUAAUCCUUGAUAACGUGAGUCAUUCUAGCCAAUUAAAUAACUUAGUUCCAUCCCCUGAUUGUUUUGGCCCGGGCAGUAGAAUUCUCAUAACAACAAGAGAUAAACGUUGGCUAAUUGCUCAUGAAGUUAAUGAAGUAUAUGAGGUCAAGAUGUUAGAUGAUCAUCAUGCUCUGGAGUUGUUUAGCUUGCAUGCAUUCAAAAGAAAUGAACCUCCAAGCGAUUAUCUGGAACUUGCUCAACAUGUUAUACGCUAUGCCCAAGGCCUUCCAUUAGCUUUGAUAGUCUUAGGCUCUCAUCUAUUUCGUAGAAGCACAGAGGAGUGGGAAGCUACAAUAGGUAGUUGUAAAGGAGGUCCUCAGGCAGAUAUACAGGAAGUUCUCAAACUAAGUUAUGAUGCUCUAGGACGAGAUUUAAAAGAACUAUUUCUUGAUAUUGCUUGCUUCUUUAAAGGUGAGUAUGCAGCCCGUGUGAAACCAAUACUAGAAGCUUGCUACGACCACAAAACAAUGGUGAUUGGUAUUGCACAACUGCAAGAAAAAGCCUUGAUAAGAAUUGACAAAGAUGAUCGGAUUUGGUUGCAUGACUUGAUAGAAGAAAUGGGUAAAGAUAUAGUAUAUCAGGAGUCACCUGAUGAACCAGGGGAACGCAGCAGACUAUGGAGUGGAAAAGAUGUCGACCAUGUUCUAACAAAUAAUACAGGUACAAAUAAAGUUAUAGGCAUUCAGGUCCCGUGGCUAUUAUCUACAAUAUCUAUGAAUGCUAAAAGCUUUUCAGAGAUGAGGAAUCUUAGAUAUAUUUCCAUGGGAGGACCAUCCUUUUCUGGAGAUAUUGAUUAUCUCUCCAACCAGUUGAGGUGGCUCGAUUGGCACAAUUGUCCGUUGCAAUGUUUUCCAUCCGAUUUUCAAGCAAACAAACUUGUGGAGCUCAACAUUAUUAGCUGCAAAAUCAGACAACUAUGGGAGGGACGUAAGCAUUUAUGGGUUGCACAAUCUAAAGAGUCUUGAAGCGAGUGGAUGCUCAAAACUGGCUACAUUUCCAAGAAUUCCAGGAAAGAUGUAUUGCUUGAGACGACUCUCUCUUAAAGGCAGUGACAUAAGAGAAUUGGAUAAGUCGAUUGAAAAUCUCAUUGGGCUUAAACAUUUGGA
This is a messenger RNA of Rosa chinensis, 2271 nucleotides long. RefSeq names its product disease resistance protein RUN1. Bases 880 to 2130 code for a protein of 416 amino acids. The record is from RefSeq and is a predicted model, not a curated record. The transcript has 4 exons. Lineage: Eukaryota; Viridiplantae; Streptophyta; Magnoliopsida; Rosales; Rosaceae. Gene Ontology annotation, biological process: defense response. Gene Ontology annotation, molecular function: ADP binding.